Messenger RNA from Panicum virgatum (switchgrass), 1423 nucleotides. RefSeq names its product thioredoxin M-type, chloroplastic. The coding region runs from base 683 to 1207 and encodes 174 amino acids. The record is from RefSeq and is a predicted model, not a curated record. Gene Ontology annotation, cellular component: cytoplasm. The transcript has 2 exons. Lineage: Eukaryota; Viridiplantae; Streptophyta; Magnoliopsida; Poales; Poaceae. Gene Ontology annotation, molecular function: oxidoreductase activity, acting on a sulfur group of donors, disulfide as acceptor; protein-disulfide reductase activity.
AGAGGAGCGGACCACCGGAUGUGGGGGCAAAAAGAGGAAGCUCGGCGCCCGACGACGCCGCCUCCGGAGAAACCCGGCGAGACGGUGGCCGGCGGCGAGGGGACUUUGGCGGAAGAAGAAAGAAGUGGGCGAGGAGCUGGCAAGAAGGGAAGGGGCGGAAGCGGACAGGAGGAGCCGGCAAAACAGCAGCCCGUUUGAUCCGUGUCCUAUCUCUCUGUUUGUCCCCAUCAUUUUUGGAGGAGAUUGUUACUUAGACCUACUCCGUAGUAUAUACUGCUGUGCAUAAAGAAAGAUGGACCUUAUAAUUCUAGCCAGAGCCAACAAGAGGCAGUAUCAUCAUGUACUAGUUCUAGGUUUACUACCAGUACGAUAUUUUGCCUACUAGAUCUUUUAGCAUGUAUAGUACUCGAAUUAGAGAUGGCCCAAGCCCGACAGCAGAGCAGAGAAGUGGUGCCACAAAAAAAAGGACAACCCAUUCCUACGCAGGAGCUGAAAAACACCUCCUCAUCAUAUCCACAUGCAGACCCGGAGGCCCUGCCCACCUCACAAGUCACAAUGCCACCCCAGCCGUGCUCCCAAAUAUCCACCCGACCACCCAAUGGCACGCGACUCGGGCAGACAAAUCCUAUCCUCCUCCACCUAGUCACCACAGUCUCUCCGCGCGCCGCGUGAGCCGCCAACGAUGGCCCUGGAGACGUGCUUCAGAGCGUGGGCGCUGCACGCCGCCCCCGCCGGCGGCAAGGACAGGCUCGCCGUCGGCAGCAGCUUCGCGCCGUCCAAGCGGGCCGCCGCCGCGCCGCUGUCCGUCGGCCGCGUCGCCACGCGGCGGCCGCGGCACGUCUGCCAGUCCAAGAACGCCGUCGACGAAGUGCUGGUGGCGGACGAGAAGAACUGGGACGGGAUGGUGAUGGCGUGCGAGACGCCGGUGCUGGUGGAGUUCUGGGCGCCGUGGUGCGGGCCGUGCCGGAUGAUCGCGCCGGUGAUCGACGAGCUGGCCAAGGACUACGCCGGCCAGAUCAAGUGCUGCAAGGUGAACACGGACGACUGCCCCAACGUGGCCUCCACCUACGGCAUCCGCAGCAUCCCCACCGUGCUCAUCUUCAAGGGCGGCGAGAAGAAGGAGAGCGUCAUCGGCGCCGUGCCCAAGACCACGCUCACCACCAUCGUCGACAAGUACAUCGGCAGCUCGGGAGCCAGACAACUAUAAAUACAUACGUGUCCGUGCUCGCGCGUACACACCAUGUAUGUGUAUCUCUUGUUUCGUAGCAAGGAUGAUGAUGCGAUAACUCAGGCAGCCGUCUGCUCCUGCUCCGUUAUACUAUGUCCAAUCCAACUCCAUUAAUUAGUUUCGAUCGGUGCAUGAUUUUCACAGUGAAUAUUAUAAAUCAAGUCAUGCAUGUCAUCAUUGUGUAUAUUAUUAUUA